AACCAAGUCAGUUUGCUUCUACAUCAGGCACAGCACACAUUCAAUAACUGUUCAUUUUCUUGUAAAACUACGGGUUUUCAUUCCUGAUUCGCAAAUUAUUUGACACGGCAACAGUUUUGUUCAGUGCGUUUUCAUUAAUUUCUCUCUACGAUGAAAUUGAUUCUCGGAUUGUUUAUUGUCAUUGUGUGUUUGAGCGCAGCUCAAACGGAAACCGUGGACACGGAACCACAGGGAGAUGCGAGAAUGGGAGCAAAACAUGGGCGAUAUUUCGUUGUUAAUUCUUCGGGUCAAGUAUUGCAACGAGUUUUCGUCAAACACCAUACGGUUAAAAAUCAUGACCCAAACUCCGGCAUCACAACGUAUACGAAUUUGGAAAACAAUCAAUUAUCACACCCGACGCCGUUCAUUUAUUACAACGGGGCAUUCAGUCCUUUCGAUCAUUGGUACUUGGAAGUGACUACGCAAAACGGGCAAAUCUACAAAACGAAAACGAAUUUUUACUGCAACGUUAGCAUCAUGGACAAUGGCGACGUUUAUAUCACGAUCGAUCAAAAUCUAAAACUGAAAUUCACAUUUUCCUCUUCCUCGUCGUGCACGGAAGAACUUUUAAUUCAAAAUUAAUGAACGAAUUCGAAUUCGUUAAAUAUAAA
Sitodiplosis mosellana (orange wheat blossom midge) is the source of this 650-nucleotide messenger RNA. RefSeq lists its product as uncharacterized. The coding region runs from base 151 to 621 and encodes 156 amino acids. NCBI's taxonomy places the organism in Eukaryota, Metazoa, Arthropoda, Insecta, Diptera, Cecidomyiidae. The record is from RefSeq and is a predicted model, not a curated record. The transcript has 2 exons.